Molecule: messenger RNA, 917 nt
Organism: Gordionus sp. m RMFG-2023
Lineage: Eukaryota; Metazoa; Nematomorpha; Gordioida; Chordodea; Parachordodidae
Product: muscle-specific protein 20-like
Exons: 6
Coding region: 111-674 (187 amino acids)
Biological process (GO): actin filament organization; actomyosin structure organization
Cellular component (GO): actin cytoskeleton
Molecular function (GO): actin filament binding
Source: RefSeq, a predicted model, not a curated record
CUUUAUUUAUUUAUAUUUAUUUUUUCCUCUCACAGGAUUUUGAAUCAAUUAAUUUUUUAAAUAAAAUUUAUAUUCUCUUUUUGUAAUUUCAACAAUAAAACAACACAUAAAUGAACAAAGGACCUUCUUAUGGACUCAGUGCUGCUGUUGCCGCAAAAAUUGCUUCAAAAAGAGAUACCGAACAAGAAGAAAGCGUUAAACAAUGGAUUUCUACUGUUUUAAAAGAUGAAGGUUUCUCCUGGAAAGGAACUUAUGACGAACAAUUAAAAGAUGGACAGGUUCUCUGCCGAAUCAUGAAUAAAUUGCAGCCUGGUAUCAUUAAAAAGAUAAAUUCGACAGGAGGGGAUUUCAAAAUGAUGGAAAAUAUAACAAACUUUCAAAAAGCUGCAAGAGAAUACGGCCUACCUGAUUUGGACGUCUUUCAAACCGUUGAUUUAUGGGACAGAAGGAAUAUUUCUCAAGUUACCCAAUGUAUAUUUGCUCUUGGCCGAGUGGCUCAAACCAAACCUGGUUACAACUACCCGAUAUUAGGUCCUAGACUUUCAGAUGAAAACAAAAGAAAUUUUAGCAAUGAACAAAUGCGUGCAGGUGAAGGUAUAAUAAAUCUUCAAAUGGGUUCCAACAAGGGUGCAACUCAAAAGGGCAUGAAUUUUGGUAACACGAGGCACAUAUAAAGGAUAAGCUAUGAAAAAAAAUCGCACUUAAUUAAAAAUAGCAUUACAUUAUUAUUUUAAAAAUAUUUUAUUUUAUGCCAAUUGAUAAAAUAUGUAUACGCUCGCUAUCUACUAAUGUAUUUUUUCAUUCAUUAAUUAUGUUAUUAAUCUUUUCGAUUAUUCAUUACUUUUUAUACAAUUGCUAAAUUUAUAUAGAUGAUUGUAUCAAUGAAAUUUUAUUAUUAUAAUAAACUCAACUUUUCA